GUGCUGUUCCUUGUUAUUUUCCUCCUGACCCUGAUGGGGAAUCUGAUGCUGCUGCUGGUGAUCGGGUUUGAUCCCCGUCUUCACAUCCCCAUGUACUUUUUCCUGAGGCAGUUGUCCUUCCUCUAUCUCUGCCACUCCUCUGUCACUGUGCCCAAGCUGCUGGAGAAUCUGCUCUCUGAGAAGAAAACUGUCUCAGUAGAGGGCUGCCUGGCGCAGGUCUUCUUUCUGUUUGCCUCUGGGGGCACUGAAUCCUGCCUACUCGCUGUGAUGGCAUAUGACCGCUAUGUUGCCAUCAGUUCUCCUCUGCUCUAUGCCCAGGUGAUGAACAGACAGCUGUGUAUGGGGCUGGUGUGGGCCUCAUGGAGUUUGGCUUUUCUGGAUGCUCUUAUCAAUAUCCUUGUAGCUCUCAAAUUAGACUUCUGUGAGGCUCAAGAUAUCCACCACUUCUGCUGUGAGCUGUCCUCUCUUUACCCUUUGUCCUGCUCUGAUGUGACUGCAAGUUUUAUUGCCCUGCUCUGCUCUAGCGUCCUGCAUUUCUUUGGAAAUUUUCUCCUGGUAUUUUUCUCCUAUGUUCGCAUUUUGUCCACCAUCCUGCGCAUCAGCUCCUCCACAGGCAGAAGCAAGGCCUUCUCUACCUGCUCCUCCCACCUCACUGCUGUGAUCUUCUUUUAUGGCUCAGGACUUCUCCGUUAUCUCAUGCCAAAUUCUGGAUCCAUUCGAGAGUUAAUCUUCUCCUUGCAGUACAGUGUGAUCACCCCCAUGCUGAAUCCCCUCAUCUACAGCCUGAAGAACAAGGAGAUGAAGGCUGCUGUGAAAAGGAUGUUGAGAAAAUAUUUCUGGUGCUUCAAAUAAUAACAUCAGAAUGAUGAGGAUUCUGGGUAGAACUCCGAUAAGUGGUGCCUGGAUAUUCAGGAGAAUUCUCUGAUAUCAGGAUCUGUAAGGUGCCCUACAGCUUUUCUUAAAAAUACUUAAGCAGAAUUAGAGUUAAUUUUCUUGGAAUGAUACCAGUUCAGUCCUAGUCAGAGCAAGGGGGAGGGAGGUAUAGCAAUUAUUCCUAUGAAAAUAUUCAAUGUAUUACACACAGUAUGGUAGACAAUGCAAUUAUACUCUGUCUACCUUGCCACUCUUCAAACUAAACUCCAUUUGCUCAAUAUGUUUCCAUAGAGACUAUUAAUCAUAGAUUCUGUUAAUCAUGGUGACCCCUAAUUCUUCCCAUCCCUGCUUAAUAUUCAUUCAUUCUUCCUGGCACAGUGGCUGGUACAGGAAUGAGUACAUGGUCAAUGUCAGACCAUUCACUCUGUAGGAAUUUUAAUGAGAGAUUCAGAGAGGCAGAGGCCAGCCAUUCUGUUUGCAGUACUCUGACAGCCAAUCCCAGUGGCU
Myotis davidii is the source of this 1380-nucleotide messenger RNA. Its product is annotated as olfactory receptor 8S1. The record is from RefSeq and is a predicted model, not a curated record. Gene Ontology annotation, cellular component: membrane. Gene Ontology annotation, molecular function: olfactory receptor activity; G protein-coupled receptor activity. The annotation marks the transcript as partial. Lineage: Eukaryota; Metazoa; Chordata; Mammalia; Chiroptera; Vespertilionidae. Gene Ontology annotation, biological process: G protein-coupled receptor signaling pathway. The transcript has a single exon.